This is a messenger RNA of Mytilus californianus (California mussel), 4779 nucleotides long. RefSeq names its product lysosome-associated membrane glycoprotein 1-like. The transcript is spliced from 9 exons. Bases 125 to 1573 code for a protein of 482 amino acids. The record is from RefSeq and is a predicted model, not a curated record. Gene Ontology annotation, cellular component: membrane. NCBI's taxonomy places the organism in Eukaryota, Metazoa, Mollusca, Bivalvia, Mytilida, Mytilidae.
UCAAGGUCACAUGACAUAGUCAUAUGAUCCGUAUGAGCGGCAGGUGAUUUGGAUUUUGAGAUAUUAUUGAUAUAUUUGGUUUUCUGGAUCCUAAAAUAUUUACAUUUCAAUAUCAUUCUGAAAAAUGAACGGUUUUACUCUUCUGAUCACCGCCCUCCUCUUAAUUGGGUGUAGUGCUAAAAAGGUUCGAUAUCCUGAUCCAACAAAGCCAUGUAUUAUGAUGGACAUGAGUGCUAACCUUACUCUUUUGAUGAAGAGCAAUGCAAGUCAGAAAACAGAAUCAACACUAGAGGGUGGUGCUAUGGGUAGUGGAGUGUGUGGUCAGUCAUUAUCCUCUGUAGAUCUUACUUUUGCAUCUGGUGUGCAGGGGUCAUUAGAUUUUAGUUUCCAACUAGGGGCAGAUUCUAAUGUGAAAAUGGAUCUUGCCCUCACUUUCACACCAGAUUUCAUAUUCAAGAAUGGAGAUACAGGUAUACAGACUGCAAAAACUGUUAGCAGUACACAAUUAUCUACAAUGACAGCUUCCUAUACAUGUACAGAACCUAGGGUAAUCAAAUUUAACACAGUGACUGGAAAAGAUGGUGAAGAGUAUGAUUUCUCUAUGACAAUCAGUAAUGUCCAGAUCCAGGCUUUCAAUGUCAGUGGUACAACUUACUCUCCAGCUGAGGAUUGUACAGCAAUAGAUGGUAUCACAACAGAAGCAGCUAUGACAUCACAAGCACCAGCUCAAACAACCGAGAAAAACAAGGAUACAACAUCAGAGGCACCACCAGCAACAACUCAGCCAACAACAAAACCACCAACUAAUGAAUCUACAUCCGAAGCACCAACAACAAAACCACCAACUAAUGAAUCUACAUCUGAAGCACCACCAACAACACCAGCACAGCCAACUACUACUGCAAAAAUGCCUAAACCUGGUUCCCCUGAUGUCAACACAUACAAAGCAUCCAAUGGAAAUGGAACUUGUCUAAUGUUCAAAGCAGGAAUUGAAUUCACCUUACCUAUUCCUGUCAAAGGAACUAAUGUUACAAAGACACUUGGUAUCCAUAAAGAGGACAAAAGCAAUGAUACAGAAUUUGCUGGAGACUGUGAUGCAUCAAAUACGACUGAGACCAUGACCAUCACUUUUUAUAAGACAUCCACCAUUCUAAUGACCUUCACAAAAACGGACACUGGGUAUUACUUCUCAGAUGUGGAUAUAAAAUUCGAUUUAAAUAAAGAAUUGUUUCCUGAUAUUGACAAACCAGUAACCCUAUCAGUGAGGAAAACAUUUACAAAGAGUCAGUUUGCUGCAGAUAAAGAUGGAAGCUACAAGUGUAAUGAUAAAAGUGAUUUGGAAGUGAUGGAUGGAGUUAAUAUGAGAACAUACAACUUACAAUAUGCUGCCUUCCAAAAAAAUAUUACAGAAUUUAAAAGUUCUGGUAUAUCAGAAUGCUCCGCUGACUCCGACACCAACUCUGUAGUACCGAUAGCUGUAGGUGCUGCUCUUGCUGGAUUGGUUGUUAUAGUACUGAUAGCUUACCUUAUUGGUCGUAAGAGAAGUAGACAGUCUGGAUAUGAACAGGUGUAACAGGGAUACAGUGGCUAUAGUAACUUAACAUGAAGGGUGCAAAUAUGACACAAGAUUAGUAAAAACAUAUCUUUGUUUAAACAAACAAUUCCAAACAUUCCUUUUCAUCUAGUCUUAUAUGUAAAAAUUAUAUAAAUUUGAAAUAAUGAAAAAGAAAUUUAAUAUGUGAAUAAUUCAGAUUUAUCUAUAUGACUUUUUGAUGCUUUAUUAUGUAAAUUCUAUGAAAAUAUUAGAACUUAGUAGUAUAUGAACUUUUUACCUCAAAUAAGAUUAUAGCAUGUAUAAACAAACAUAAUUCCAACAAAUUGAGGGUCUUGAAUAAAUUUAUGAAACUAUUGAUAUCAUUCAUUAAUAAUUGUUAAAUUUACAAGUUGUUCAUCAUAAUUUUAUGUUUUAUUCUUUAGGGAAUUUUUAAAGAUAGCAAUAAUUUGUAUUUUUCUGAAGAAGAAUAACUGAAUCUUUAAAUUAUUAUUGAGAUACCUUGUAUUAGUCCCAUGACAGCUUGUUUCAAGCAAGAACUGAGGUAUGAAAUGUUGAUCUUUAGCUUAUUCUCAAAUACUCAAUCCAAGAACACAUUCUUGUAUCUUGUAUAUAAAUAAUUUGUAAUCAUAUCUUCAAGUAUUUGUUGGUAACUUGUGAUUUGUUAUAUAAACAACUAUAUGAUUUAACUUUUGGUCAAGUAAAUUUAAAACAAAAACAAUAUCAUGGAAAAAUUAACACAGUUUAUUUACUACAUAUACAAGAUGGUGCAUUUAAUAUUUAUUUUUAAAAUAUAGUGAUAAAAAGAGAAAGUUAUAAAAAUAUUUAUUUGAAAUAGUUGUACAUAAUGAAAACUAUAUGUUAAAUAAAUUUCAUAACAAAACUAUCAAAAUCCAUUGUACAAUAAGAAUAUGCCCUUGAAAACAGUUCUUAUGUCCUGCUGUACAUCCGUUUGUUUGUCUGUCCUUCACAUGUUAAAGUUUUGGUUGAAAGAAGUCUGAUCACAUCAACUUGAACCGUAGUACACUUGUUCAUUAUGAACUGAACUGUUUAAUAUAUGUAUGCCAAAUUAGGGUUUUAACCCAGGUUUUGUGGUUCACUGAACAUGGAAAUGUGAUAGUGUGAGCAGGCAUGAUGUCCUAUGGAUGCAUAAUCUUGUUAUUUAUUAACUUUUGAACUGCUGCAUCUUCAAUAUUAGAAUAAAGAAAAUAAAAUUUCAUUUGUUGUUUAUAAUGUUUUCAUGUACAUAUUUGUAUGAAAUAUUCGUCAGUAAUUGUUUAUUGAGUAUUUGAAUAUGGAACAUACCACCAUGCGUAAAACAGGAUGUCAAAUUAGAAUUUUGCAAUUGAUAAGGUUAAUUAACAAAAUAUUUAUCCUUAAGACAUGUUUUCGAAACCUGAGAUCUUAAAUUCAAACUCUUAAAAGUAGAAUUAUCUGAUCAACAUUUUACUCCUGCCAUUAUUAUGGGUGGUAUGGGAGAAUAAUGUUCAAAAUAAUGGUUAUGAUAAAACUUUCUCCCAAUUUGAAGUUAUUAGAAGCUGGAAAAUUGGCUUAACAUAUAGGAAUCAGAGUGUUAGGUCCAUAAGUCAUUAGUAAAGAAGAAAGAGUGUUAAAUGGCAAUGGGUAUUACCACCAUAUCUGAUGUGUUUUCUGCUAAAUUCUGACCAAAGAAAAACUACCCAGUACUUAUAUUUCUUUGUAUGUUUAAACUUAUUUGUUGAUUUUAUGAAAAUUAAAAAUAAGAAAACAGGUGAAACAUCAUAUAUAGUUUUGCUGAUAUUGUUAAUUGAUGAAAGAGUUGUGAUUAUUGUGUGAAUGUAUGAAUGUAUGCUUUCUUGUUGAUUUUUUUUCUACAUUGUGAUUUAUUUAUUAAUUUGUUAAAUAAAAACAAAAGUGCUAAUCAUUUUUUUUUCUGUAACUAAUGCAAUGCAAGUGGUUAAUUUGAAUACUGCUAGCAAGUUGUUUUGAAUAUAGUGCUUAGCAUAAGUAACCAUUUUAGAACUAUUAUACAUAAAAUUAAGAUAAUGUGAAUAACACAGCUUCAGUUUUAUCUUUUAUUUUUUCAAUUUAAACCGUUUUCAUACAGUAGAGCUGCAAGAAAAUUUUAAUGAGACAUAUUACAAACUAUAUAACAUUGCACUUUUAUGUCAAUUUUUAUUGUUAGAAAUGUUCACUUUAUUAUUCAUAUGCAAUCAUUUUCAAACACAGUUUUUCUUUCUUUGAAUGUGUGCUUUGUUGUUUUGUCUAAUCUAAACAAAUUACUUAACAGUGUAAACAUAGAUAAUGUCUACACAAGCAUGACAAGUGCAGGCUGAAGUUUUUUUUAAAAUUUGUACAACUUGAUUUUUAUACACAAUUUCAAAACUUAAAUACGGCUGCAUAUUAGUUACUUUUUUUUUUUACAAAAUUAUCUUUCCAAGUUAAGAAGGCCAUUCUUUUAAAACUUAACUAGUCCAUUAAAUUUGCUUCAGCUUUCUGUACAAGAAACAACCCUGCUGGUAACCAGGGAAAAAGAGUGCUUUAAACUGUUGAAUUAGAUAGUUUUCAAGAAAGAUAAUCAGAUUAAUCAUGUACUUCAUUUUAAUGUAUGCACUUUUGUACAACUGUUAAUACAGGGUAAUCUGUUUUGUAUCCUUUAAGCCCACUAAGUGAACCAGAAAAAAGUUAACAUGUUUUUGUCACACUUUUUUUUUUAAAUUUGAGGAGGGUGGGGGUUUAUUUUUUUUUUUUAUUGUUUACCAUUUUAAUAAAAACCUCUAGCAAAAUGAAAGAAAAUAGCUAGAAAUCAUAAUAAAUAUUUUUUUGACUCUUAAAAAAUCAGGGUCAGGGUUGUUAGAGAAUCUAGGAUUUUUUUCGUUAUGGCCUAAGACAAAUUAGUUUUUAAUUUCUUUCAGUCAACUAUAGACUGUCAUGUGGGACAAUUUUGUGUUUCUUAAAACAUUUAUUCUGUUUGCAGAAAAAUAUGAAUUGUAUUCAGUGAUUUGUUUUUUGCUUUGGAACAUCUAUAUUUAUGUUUUUGGGUUUUUUUUCCCCCAACAGCCUCCGUCAUCAUAAUUAGGUAUAGCCUUAAUUAAAAUAUAGACUCAUAAAUGUUUACAUUUAGCAUUUGGGAUAAGUUCACUGUUCACUUUAGAUAUUAGUGGUGUAGUUAUGGUGCAAAAAGAGUGAUUGUGUCUUUGUUGUGUGUAUACAUACUUAUAUUUUGAAAUUAAAAUCUAAUUACUAAA